AUGAGUCAUGCUACUAGAGGGUCUCGUGUAGUAUUUGUCGGCAACAUCCCUUUCGAACUUUCAGAGGAACAGUUAAUCGAUGUAUUCAAGGAAGUCGGUCAUGUUGCUUCAUUUCGACUUUUAUUCGAUCGUGAAACAGGUCGACCCAAAGGCUAUGGAUUUUGUGAAUUUUACGAUGCUGAAACAGCUGCGAGUGCUGUUCGCAAUUUGAAUGAUUAUGAGAUCGGAGGACGUCAGCUUAGAGUAGAUUAUGCUGCUAUGGAUGACAAUCAAAAUAGAGCUAAUAACGCUAAUCGGCACCACCAGCACCAUCAUGGAGGUCCCUCUCACACACAACAACAACAACAGCCUCCUUCUGCACCUUUACCUCAUCAGCAGCAGCCACCUAUGCACCCUUCACAGCAGGGUAUGCCAUCAGCACCGCAAAAUAUGCCUAUGCAACAGCAUGCUAUUCCUAUGCAACCAAUGCAGCAAGGAAUUCCACCCCACUUACAACAGCAGCAGCAGCUACCAGUGCAUCAGCCAGUACCGCCUUUGCAGCAGCAACAACCACUACCAUCAGUUCAACAACAAUCACCCAUGGUAUCCAACCCUCAUUUAUCGUCUGUGGAUGAAAUCUCCAAAGUACUAGCUUCGAUGAACGCUCAAGACUUGUUUACAUUAAUGAGUCAAAUGAAGCAAAUGUCUUUUGAAAGACCUGAUUUUACAAAGGAGUUUUUGACAACCAAUCCUCAAGUUGCAUAUGCAUUAUUUCAAGCUAUGGUAAUGAUGAAUAUUGUAGACCCUAGCAUAAUUACACGAGUAAUGACUACUGCUACAGUACCUCAGCAAUCCCCCGCUGUUGCCCCUCAACAACAAUUACCACCACAGCAACCUCCUCCAGUACAACAGCAGGCAACACCUAUUAUACAAUCACAGCAACCCCAGCAGCCAUUGCUACCACAAGUACCCAUGGCAGGCACUCCUACUAUGGGUCAAUCUCAGCCUAUGCAGCCUAUGAUGGAUGAUCCUGAACAACAGAAACAAUUGUUAAUGAAGGUUUUACAAUUGACAGAUGAACAAAUAAACGCACUCCCACCACAUACAAGAGAUCAAAUCAGACAACUGAAAUCACAAUUAACUAUGCAACAAUAA
Mycotypha africana is the source of this 1134-nucleotide messenger RNA. RefSeq lists its product as uncharacterized. Gene Ontology annotation, molecular function: mRNA binding. The coding region runs from base 1 to 1134 and encodes 377 amino acids. The record is from RefSeq and is a predicted model, not a curated record. Gene Ontology annotation, cellular component: mRNA cleavage and polyadenylation specificity factor complex. NCBI's taxonomy places the organism in Eukaryota, Fungi, Mucoromycota, Mucoromycetes, Mucorales, Mycotyphaceae. The transcript has 6 exons.